GGAAUACAGGGAACAGAGGGGAGGCUGAAGAUGUGCAAGUAGAUAUGAGGGACAGGAGGGAUGAAUGGGGGUACAGGGAGAGAGACAGGGAUGUAGAGUAUGUGGGGUGCAAGAGGAGAUGGAGGAAGGUGGGGCAGGAGAAUGUGAGGUGCAGGAGGAAACUGAAGAGAGGGCUUGGAAACAUCUUUCAGGUGCAAGAGAAAAUGUGAGGGGUAAGAUGCUAUGAAGUUAUAGGGAGGGAAACUGGGGGCAGGAGUGUUGGAGGCAGAGGGAUAUAAUGUCAGUGGGAAGAGGAGCCUUGGUGGGGUUGAUAAGGAGGUGUUGACGGGAGAGAAACAGGUCAGUGAUAGCGGAGGAGAGUGCAGAAGCAUUGGCCAGCAGCUCCACCAUUCUAGGAGUUAAAGGGGUUAGGAGGAGUCCCCCUUGGAGUUCUCAGUGGUGAGGCUGCAUUCUGAUUGUGUGCUUCACUUUGAAUUUUGACCCUGAAAUGAUCUCACACACAGUGGGGCCAGGCAGCUCCCGCUAAAGAAUGCAAAACCAAAAUGCAAUUCAGAACCUCACAUGGGCUUACAGAUCAUUAGAGGUUUUUCUUUUUUAAAAAACUUGUGAUUUUUUGGGGGAGGUCAGACUCAUGACCAAAGGGGAGAUUUCCGGAAGAAUUAAUGUGCCGACCAAAUGUACUGGCGGCAGGUGAGUGAAGUAGGGAACAAGUGGGGAGAGUGCACACAUGUGCCAGAAAUGAAGGAGAGGGAGAGAGAUGAGGAGAUUUCAGCAUGAGAGAAGAGACAAAGGGACAUGAGCCAAGAAAAGGAGGGAACUGGGAGGAAAGGAAGAGAUUUCCGGCCUGACACAGUUGAGAGCCGAGCAGGAGCUGAAACUCUCAGAGUUGUGAGAAAAUUAUGAAGCCAGAGGAGAAGGUGAUCGGAUUUGGGGGCUAUGGAUUGUGCCCCUCUGUUGCUCCUCUUGGUCCCCAUUUUUUUCCUGGGUGCCGGGAUCCUGAGCAAAGCCGAGAUACAGCUUCAUGAGGAAGGGCCUGAAAACCUGGAGCCUCCUGACAUGUUAGAAGGGGGAUCAGGAGAGACUGCUUGCCAGAGUCCUGAGCAGGAAGAAGCCUGCGAGAAGCAGAAGAGGAACCAAGUCGGGAAUCGGUCACCCCUUAGGAGUGUGUGAGAACAGAUUCAGACUUCCCCAGCCACUUUCACAGGGCAGACCUGGGACCAUGGGAGAUCUUAAUAGCCAAGAGAAACCCCAUAAAUGUAUAGACUGUAGGGAAAGCUUCCAUGAAAAGCACGAACUCUUGGCCCAUGGGAGAGUCCACAGGAGGGAAAGAUCCCAUCCCUGCACUGAAUGUGGGGAGAGGUUCAAGCAUCGGUCAGAGCUUUCUAAACACCAAAGAUCCCACAUGGGGGAGAGCCCCCAUUCCUGUGGGGAAUGCGGGAAGAGCUUCCGGCAUCUGGCUACACUUGCUGCACAUCACCAGAUCCACAUGGGGGAGAGACACCAUCCCUGUGGUGAGUGUGGGAAGAGGUUCAGCUGCCCCUCAGAUCUCAGCGAUCACCAGAGGUUGCAUGCUGCCGAGAGGCGCUAUUCCUGCCCUGAAUGCAGGAAAGGAUUCAAUCACCCCUGCGAACUGAGUAGGCACCUGCGAAUGCACACGGGUGAGCGCCCCUUCCCCUGCCCUGAGUGUGGGAAGGGGUUCAGCCAGAGCUCAGAUCUCAACAAACACCUGCGGGUACACACGGGCGAGCGGCCCUUUCCCUGUGCUGAGUGUGGGAAAAGGUUCAGCAAUAGGUCGGAUCUCAACAAGCACCUGCGGGUCCACACAGGCGAGCGGCCCUAUCCCUGCACUGAGUGUGGGAGGAGCUUUAGCCAGGUCUCCGCACUUACCCUACACCAGAGAACCCACACUGGAGAAAGACCCUAUGUCUGCGACGUGUGUGAAAAAGGGUACACGCACCCAUCAAACCUCAUUAAACACAAGAAAAUCCACAUGGGGGAGUGACCCUGGGGAAGGGUUUGGGGAGAGAGCACCUCUGGUGUGCUGCCAGAGAAUCAGCAGCAUCACGAUGGCAGAUCCCAAGGGACAGAGCCUCCUUGCAGAUCAAGUGCCACCCAGGCUGACUUCUAGCUAGAGCCUACCAGAGAAUUCAGCUAGAUAAGUGAGAUCUUGCUAGACAUGGACUUCGCUCCAGACGUAUGUGUAUAAUAAUGUGAAACUGAGGAACAGGAACCAAUACUACAGAGUUUGAGAGACAUUGGCCCCUGCCCCUGAUUCCCACCAUCUCCUCCCAGAACCAGUGAUUUAAACCACCACUGGGAAAUGAGGAAGGGCUUUCUCUGAAGAGUUGUCCACUGCCAGAAAUUCCCUAGCAGCAAUUAGUCACUUACUUGCAUUUUACCAGUCAGGGGGUAUUUUAUUUUCAGAGCAUAUUUUUUGGCAAUUCAUGUUGUGCUGAACAUGACCACAGUCCCUUCUCUUACUGCAUCCUCUCCCCAAAUACUUGAUCCUGAACCAGAUACAGCCUGUGUUUUAAUGUGGAUAUAAUUGUUUGGUAUCAUUAGGCCCAGUGUUUCCUUCCCGGAUUCAUUUAAAACUCCAGUUGUUAACAGAAAAAUUAAUUACAAUCUAAGAUUAGGAGAGACCCUGAAUUUUCCCACUUUCAGUGACUUGAAAUGUUUGCAGACUCUGACUUUAUUGAAAGCAGCCUAGGAAAAGGUUGUUCAGGAUUCAAAAUAAAUGUUUCCUCAGCUCCAAUCCUCUCCUUGUAUGUUUUCAUCUACUGAUUUCUUGUGGUGUUGGCACUCAAAUGCAGAGCCCAUGGAUAAGGGUCUGUCUACACAGCGUCAGGAGCACUAAGUAACAAGACAAUGGGUUACACACCUCACAGUGGCUUUAGGCUAUGUCUACACUAUGCUCCAGCCAUACUGUUAAAAGGUGCACAGUGUAGUUGCUCUCCCACCAACAAAGCACUAUUCAUUUUUGCUGGUAAAACUUUUGUCGUUCGGGGGGGGGGGGGAGGGGGAUGUUCACUCCCCAAACAACAAAAGUUUUACUGACAAAAGUCCAGUCGAGACAAAGCCUUAGAGAAGAAGUUAGGAAUAGAAGCAGUGUCUAUAGGGGCUUUGGUGGUUGCUUUUACUCUAUAAUAAUGACCAUUGAGAAGCAGAGGUCAAGCAUGUCCUGCAGAUUAAUGACUUACCCAGUGUCAUAGAUAUUCCUGCAUUCAUCCAUAUAGCAUGGGAAUAGUGCAAGUCACAACACUCAGGCAAAGGAAGCUGCAACAGAGUGUGAAUGACACAGUUCUUUAAGACCAGAAAGGACGUUUAUGAUCACCUAGUCUGAUCUCUUCCAUAACAAGCUAUAGCAUUCACCCAGUGAAUUCCUCCAUCAAGCCUGGUUAAAAUGUGUCUUUCAGAAAAACAUCCAAUCUUGAGUUAUCAGGGGGUAGUCGUGUUAGUCUGUAUCCACAAAAACAAC
Molecule: messenger RNA, 3478 nt
Organism: Chelonoidis abingdonii (Abingdon island giant tortoise)
Lineage: Eukaryota; Metazoa; Chordata; Testudines; Testudinidae
Biological process (GO): regulation of transcription by RNA polymerase II
Molecular function (GO): RNA polymerase II cis-regulatory region sequence-specific DNA binding; DNA-binding transcription factor activity, RNA polymerase II-specific
Source: RefSeq, a predicted model, not a curated record